This is a messenger RNA of Echinostoma caproni, 411 nucleotides long. NCBI's taxonomy places the organism in Eukaryota, Metazoa, Platyhelminthes, Trematoda, Plagiorchiida, Echinostomatidae. The record is from the annotation of a GenBank genome assembly.
AUGCGUUCACGUUCGUCUCUGGUAAACGGUUCCCCGUCGUGGAAUGAACCGUACACAAACGGUCACUCCGAUCUCCCUGUAAGCCCCCCGAACGGACGUGAACCACCGACCGCAAGUAUUUGGGACGAUCCAGUUGGUCAGACCUAUCGUCCCUCCAAACCUCGAUGGAUUGGACCGAAUUUGGGCGGUGUGCCAUGUGCUAACUGUCCAGAUGUGGUGUAUGCCAACGAACGGGUGGAAGCUGUUGGAAAGGUGUUUCAUCGCCUCUGUUUCAAAUGUGCCAGUUGUCGACGACUGCUAGAUCGUGGCACAGCGUGUGAUCAUAAGCGAGAGAUUUUCUGUCAAAAUUGUUACACCAAACAUUUUGGUUCUACCGGAUUCAAGACGGGCACGAAUCUACGAUGUGAAUAG